GUUUGACGACCGCUCGACAUAAAUUUCGCCGACAAUGCUUGAUUUCUGGAUUCGGGUCUCAGUCUUGUUAAAGCGCUUGCUCAGGACGUGUUUAUCUCACUUAAUUCUCUGCUUGGAGUACGGCCUGUACAGGGUCUGGCUGCUGAUCUACAACGAGCCCGAUGACACGGAUGUGGUGCUCUUUAAUGAGCUGCCCCUAAGGCAUCGUCAAAUCUCUCGCCACAUAUCGCACAAUUGUCCCAAGCCAUUCUGCGAACUGUGCCGCGUGGAACGAAUCGUUAUGUAUAUGGAACGGGCGAAGGUCUCCAUUGACAUCGCAAUGCUGACAAUCUCGCACAGCUCGUUCUACAGCGCCAUCGAUGCCGCGCGGCUGAGGGGCAUUCAGGUACGCCUGAUCACCGACUCGCAGAUGAUCUUUGCGCAGGGCUCAGUGGUGAAGAAGUUGGUGGCUGCCGGGCUUCCGGCGCGCCGUUCUCCGCCGGACGUGAUACUGCAUAACAAGUUCUGCAUCAUCGAUGGGGAGCAGCGCGUGUUCGAGCUGGACCAGCAGCAGCGGCGCUGGCACCACCGGCUSUGGUACCGCAGGGGCUACGUSCUGAAUGGUUCGCUCAACUGGACCAAACUGGGCACUGUCAACAACUUCGAGAAUGUGGUCAUCACCUCCAAUCGGGUUAUCAUCGCACUCUACGAGAACUUGUUCAAUGAUAUGUGGAAGCAUUUUCCAGUUCUCGACUUGGAAGCCUUCGACUCGAUACCAACGACACCGUUCGAUUUUGAACAUAAUGAAUGGCCUUGCAAGCAAUUUGAUAGAAGUCUGAACUAAAGUCACGUCUGCAACUGCAAGUCUUGUGUUUUUAUUAUCUUGUUAUUUGAAUGCAUUCUUGGGGGCGUCGUGUUGUUAUUUCUCCUCAUCCUCCUCUUCUUUUUUUUACCAUUCCUCUCAGCUGCAGCAAAAAGUUUUCUUCGCAAGUUUCGUUGCUGCCUCGUCUUCUGGCUACACAUCAUGCGGGAAUUGCAGCAGUUAACCAAGUUAACAAAUCCACCUUCUUUCCUUUUUUCGCAUUGUUUCAGAGUCUUGAUUACGCUUUGGUUGCUCAUAAAUUUGUAUUCCAGCGUAAGCAAAAAAAGAAAAAAAAA
Drosophila arizonae is the source of this 1137-nucleotide messenger RNA. RefSeq names its product mitochondrial cardiolipin hydrolase-like. Gene Ontology annotation, cellular component: mitochondrion. The record is from RefSeq and is a predicted model, not a curated record. Lineage: Eukaryota; Metazoa; Arthropoda; Insecta; Diptera; Drosophilidae. Gene Ontology annotation, molecular function: RNA endonuclease activity producing 5'-phosphomonoesters, hydrolytic mechanism. Gene Ontology annotation, biological process: piRNA processing.